This is a messenger RNA of Trichosporon asahii var. asahii CBS 2479, 804 nucleotides long. RefSeq lists its product as uncharacterized. The coding region runs from base 1 to 804 and encodes 267 amino acids. The transcript is spliced from 2 exons. The record is from RefSeq and is a predicted model, not a curated record. NCBI's taxonomy places the organism in Eukaryota, Fungi, Basidiomycota, Tremellomycetes, Trichosporonales, Trichosporonaceae.
AUGAAGUUCACUGCCGUUACUGCUUUCGCGACUCUCGCCGCCUUCGCCUACGCCCAGGACCAGGCCGGUGCUAGCGGCGCCGACGCUGGUGGUGCCGCUCCCUCUGCUGGCGCUGAGGGCGGCGCCGGUGCUGGUGGUGACUCUGGCGCUGGUGCUGGUGCCGGUGCUGGUGCUGGCGGCGCUGAGGGUGGUGCCGCUGGCGCCUCUCCCUCUGCCGGUGCUGAGGGUGCCGCCGGCACCGACUCUGCUGCCGGCGCUGGUGCCUCUGGUGCCACUGGCGCUGAGGGCUCCCAGGCCGGCGCUGACGGUGCCCAGGGCGGCGCCGCUCCCUCUGGCUCUGAGGGUGCCGCCGGCGCUUCUGGCUCUGAGGGCGCUGCUGGUGCCUCUGGUGCUGAGGCCGGUGCUGGUGGUGCCAGCGCCACCUCUGGCGGUGCUGCCGGUGCCUCUGACACUGGCGCCGCUGGUGCUUCUGGCUCUGGCGCUCCUGGUGCCGGUGGUGCUGCUGGUGGUGCUUCCUCCUCUGGCGCUGGUGGUGCCGCCGGUGCUGCCCCCACCUCUGGCGGCAACGCCGCCUCGUCUGGCGCUGGCGGUGCUGGCUCCUCUGGCGCUGCCACCUCUGGCGGCAACGCCCUCUCCUCCGGCUCCUCCAAGGUCGGCAGCGCCACCGGUGCCGCUGGCUCCAAGACCUCUGGCGCUGCUGGCUCUGCCUCCUCGGCCGCUGGCUCUGGCGCCUCCGCCAUCGCCGUCUCGGGCGCCUCGGUCGCCGCUGCCGUCAUCGCCGCGGUCGGUAUCUCCGCCUUCUAA